Prunus armeniaca (apricot) is the source of this 447-nucleotide messenger RNA. The record is from the annotation of a GenBank genome assembly. Lineage: Eukaryota; Viridiplantae; Streptophyta; Magnoliopsida; Rosales; Rosaceae.
AUGGCCUCAAAGCGAAUCAACAAGGAGUUGAAGGACCUUCAGAAAGACCCACCUGCAUCCUGCAGUGCUGGUCCUGUUGCUGAUGAUAUGUUCCACUGGCAAGCGACUAUUAUGGGUCCAGCAGACAGCCCAUUUGCUGGAGGUGUUUUUCUUGUAUCCAUUCACUUCCCACCUGAUUACCCUUUCAAGCCACCCAAGGUUGCCUUCCGGACAAAAGUCUACCAUCCGAACAUUAAUAGCAAUGGCAGUAUCUGCCUUGACAUCCUCAAAGAGCAGUGGAGCCCUGCCCUGACCAUUUCCAAGGUACUUCUCUCCAUAUGCUCACUGCUGACAGAUCCAAACCCCGAUGAUCCUCUGGUGCCUGAGAUUGCUCACAUGUACAAGACUGAUAGAGUGAAGUAUGAGACUACUGCUCGAUCCUGGACUCAGAAGUAUGCCAUGGGCUAG